UCAAUUGAAAUAAAGAAAUAAAAAGUUGUAAUUAGAAAAUGAUUUAAGUUUAGAGUUAGCAUAUGAUGAGUUUAGGCAUUAUUGAGUGUUGGAACAAAACAUGUGGCUUUUAAGCAUAUUCGGAGUUGUAAAGCACAAAAUUAUAUGAAUAUUCUUAUUCUUUUAUGUGAUCCGACUGCACCUCUAAUUUUUGAGUCAAUCCAACUUGUUUUCUCAUUUUAUAUUGACCAUAAUACCCCCCAAUCCUUCUUAUCCUUUUCACGAACAAAAUAAAACUUUUGAAUUAUGACAUUCAUUUAGGAUAUUUAAAUAUUCAUCUCUUUCUCUAUCUAAAUUCCAAAAGAUUAAAGUGUUUGGUAUUGUUAUUAUGCUGUAAUAAAAGAUAUAAUAUAAUAAUUGGAGGGCAAUUUAGACAUUUCACUAUCCAAUUGUGUAAUUAAUCAAUUAAUUAGUUUUAGCAAAACACAGCUACUAAUUGCAUGUUACGCACUCAUUCGGGAACUCCGUGCAAUCGUGUUCGGGUACUGCCACCUGUCAGAUGAAGCCAAAAAACUCAUUAUUAUGCCACGUGGAAGCAUCCUAUUUAUCAGCAUUAAGAACACUAACCUUACCGUAGGUUAGCAGAGUCACAAUCUCCUUCUUUAUUCCCGAAAAAUAAAGGGAAACAUGAAAAAGAUAUUUCAUAUUUAUAUUUAAAUUUAUAUAUGUAUAUAUAAACCACGACGUACCAUGAAAUUUUCUUUACUGAUUUUCUUAUAUUCAAUAUCACACUAAUAUGUUAAGACAAUUGGGUUUUGAAUAAAAUUAAAGCUUGAAGUAUUAAAUAUAGAAGAUCAUGUCGUCGGAGAAGCUUCUAGGUGGGAUGCCGGCGGCGGCGUCUCACUCUUUCCGGCAAUGGGGAGAACCGGCGGCGAGGAUUUUCGAUGAUCUUCCUAUGGCAACAAUUUUAGAGGUGUCACGUCCCGACACCGGCGAUAUCAGUCCCAUGCUUCUCUCUUAUACCAUUGAGUUUCAGUACAAACAGUUCAAGUGGCGUUUAGUAAAGAAAGCUUCCCAAGUUCUAUAUUUACAUUUUGCUUUAAAGAAACGUGCAUUUAUUGAGGAGAUUUACGAGAAGCAAGAACAGGUUAAAGAAUGGCUUCAUACAAUUGGAAUAGUUGAUCAAACAACAGCAGUAGUACAAGAUGAUGAUGAACCUGAUGAUGGGGCUGUUCCUUUACAUAAUAACGAAGACACUGUUAAAAACAGAAAUGUGCCUUCCAGAGCUGUUUUGCCAAUUAUUCGUCCGGCAAUCGGAGGACAACAAUCGAUUUCGGAUAGAGCAAAGGAGGCAAUGCAGGGCUAUUUGAACCAUUUUUUGGGAAACUUGGAUAUUGUAAAUUCUCAAGAGGUGUGCAAAUUCUUGGAGGUCUCUAGGUUGUCAUUUCUACAUGAGUAUGGUCCAAAGUUGAAAGAAGGCUAUGUAAUGGUAAAGCAUCUAUCAAAUAUUCCAAGAAGGAAUUCUGAUACAAAUUGCUGUCUUUUCUCUUGGGUCUUUUGCUGUCAACACAAUUGGCACAAGGUUUGGGCUGUUUUAAAACCUGGUUUCAUAGCCUUAUUGGAUGAUCCUUUUGACAUUAAACUCUUAGACAUAAUAAUUUUCAAUGUACUUCCACAUUCAAAAGUAAAUGGAGGAUCACCAAUCAAUUUAGCAGAUCAAAUAAAGGAAAGAAAUCCUCUACGUUACACAUUCAAGGUUAGCAAUGGAAAUCAAAGCAUAAGGAUAAGAACCACAAGCAAUGCUAAAGUUAGACAAUGGGUGUCUGCAAUCAAUGAUGCUGGUUUAAAGCCUCCAGAAGGUUGGUGUCAUGCUCACCGAUUCGAGUCCUAUGCUCCGCAGAGGGGUUUGAUUGAAGAUGGGAGUCAAGCCCAGUGGUUUGUAGAUGGAAAGGCAGCCUUUGAAGCUAUUGCUUCAGCAAUAGAAGAUGCAAAAUCAGAGAUUUUCAUUACUGGCUGGUGGGUUUGCCCAGAAUUGUAUCUGAGACGCCCUUUUGAUUCGAACUUCUCGUCUCGUCUAGAUGCAUUGCUAGAAUUGAAAGCCAAGCAAGGUGUUCAGAUAUACAUUCUUCUAUACAAAGAGGUUUCUAUUGCUUUGAAAAUAAAUAGUUCAUACAGUCAAAGAAAGCUUCUCAACAUUCAUGAGAAUGUGAAAGUUUUACGUUAUCCAGACCAUUUAUCUACUGGUGUAUAUUUGUGGUCUCACCAUGAAAAACUUGUCAUUGUUGAUUAUCAAAUUUGCUUCAUUGGAGGAUUAGACUUAUGCUUUGGUCGUUAUGACACAACAGAACACAAAGUGGGUGAUUCUCCCUCUAUUAUAUGGCCAGGCAAGGACUACUACAACCCCAGAGAAUCUGAACCAAAUUCUUGGGAAGACACGAUGAAAGAUGAAUUGGAUCGCGGAAAAUACCCUCGUAUGCCAUGGCACGAUGUCCAUUGCGCGGUAUGGGGACCUCCAUGUCGUGACAUAGCUAGGCAUUUUGUUCAGCGUUGGAACCAUGCCAAGAGAAACAAGGCCCCAAAUGAACAAACCAUUCCACUACUUAUGCCUCACCACCACAUGGUGAUCCCUCAUUACAUGGGAAAAAGCAGAGAAAUUGAUAUUGAGAACAAGACAGCAGAAGAUAAGAGAAACGAUUUCGCCCAACAUAACUCAUUUUCCUCACUCUCAGCAUUGCAAGAUAUCCCAUUGCUUUUGCCUCAAGAAAGUGAUGGUUUACUGGAUUCUCAUAAUGACAACAAUCUCCAUAGUGAAAUGUCUUUAGAUAAUUCAAAGGAGUGGUGGCAAAAUCCAGAUCAGGAAACCAAUCAAAGGCCUUCUUCUGCUAAUGAUGACUCUGGACAAGUUGGUCCCCGAACGACAUGUCGUUGUCAAGUUAUUAGAAGUGUAAGCCAGUGGUCAGCUGGAACAAGUCAAACAGAAGAAAGCAUUCAUAAGGCUUAUUGUUCUCUUAUUGAGAGAGCAGAGCACUUUGUUUACAUUGAGAAUCAGUUCUUCAUUUCAGGUCUCUCAGAGGAUGAUAUUAUACAAAACCGGGUCCUAGAAGCAAUUUACAGACGAAUUCUAAGAGCACGCAAAGAACAAAAGUGCUUUCGAGUUAUUGUAGUGAUACCACUCUUACCUGGCUUUCAGGGGGGAUUGGAUGAUGGUGAUGCAGCAACUGUUAGAGCUUUAAUGCAUUGGCAGUAUAGAACCAUCAGCUGGAAAAAAACAUCAAUAAUGGAUAAUCUUACUUCUUUGCUUGGAUCUAAAGCAAAUGAUUACAUCUCUUUCUAUGGUUUAAGAUCGCACGGUAGACUUUUUGAAGGUGGCCCUUUGGCUACAAGUCAGGUUUAUGUUCACAGCAAAUUGAUAAUUGUAGAUGAUCGUGCUGCUUUGAUUGGAUCUUCAAAUAUUAAUGAUAGAAGUUUACUUGGAUCUAGAGAUUCUGAGAUUGGGGUACUAAUUGAAGAUAACGAGUUUGUUGAUUCAACCAUGAAUGGACAGCCAUGGAAAGCUGGAAAAUUUUCUUUUAGUCUUCGAUGCUUCUUGUGGUCUGAGCACCUGGAUCUUCAUGCAGGAGAGGUAAUAAAAAUCAGUGAUCCUGUAUCAGAUUCCACUUAUAAAGAUCUAUGGUUAGCAACUGCAGAGAAGAAUUCAACCAUUUACCAAGAAGUGUUUUCUUGCUUUCCCAAUGAUCUUAUACAUUCAAGAGCUGCUUUUAGACAAUGCAUUGGUCAUUGGAAAGAAAAACUUGGUCACACUACAAUUGAUAUGGGAAUAGCUCUUGAAAAGGUAGAAAUUUAUGAUGAGGAUGGAAAAGUGAAGUUAAUAGAUUCAAUUGAAAGAUUGGAAUGUAUAAAGGGUCAUCUUGUGUGUUUUCCUCUACAAUUUAUGUGUCAAGAAGAUUUGAGACCCUUUUUCAUUGAGAGUGAGUUUUAUGCAUCUUCUCAAGUAUUUCAUUAACUAAUUCAUUAUUUAAUUGUAUAUAUAAUAUAUAUAGUUUCACAUAGCACAAGUGAGAGAGUGAGAAAGAAAUAGAGGUUCUAUUACAAAAAUAUGUAGAUUUUAUAAUUUGGUUGGUGAAAUCACUCGAUUUUAUUUUUCAUGUAAAGAAAUAGUUUAUAGGCAAAACA
Messenger RNA from Cannabis sativa, 4152 nucleotides. RefSeq names its product phospholipase D zeta 1. Lineage: Eukaryota; Viridiplantae; Streptophyta; Magnoliopsida; Rosales; Cannabaceae. Gene Ontology annotation, biological process: phosphatidic acid biosynthetic process; phospholipid catabolic process; intracellular signal transduction. Gene Ontology annotation, cellular component: plasma membrane. Gene Ontology annotation, molecular function: D-type glycerophospholipase activity. The record is from RefSeq and is a predicted model, not a curated record. The transcript is spliced from 19 exons. The coding region runs from base 836 to 3982 and encodes 1048 amino acids.